GACAUUCGAUACAUGAACCUUUUUACUGUGAAAAUGUAAAUCUGAAUUGAAACUUACCCAUUGUUUGAUAAAUUCAGAUAGCAAUCACAGAUGAGAAAGUGAAUAAUUUUUCCGACAGCAAAAUCUUUUGUCAAUCUAAUCACAAUCGGCCUUAAAUGGAAUGAGAAUGAGACUCUAAUUCAUUUUGAUUUAAAAUCAUUAACUGAUCACAAACCCACAAGGUAUUGAAAGGCUUGAAACAAGUUGAAGCUUUUUGUAUUUAUCACAAUUUAUUUAUUAAAAAGUGAAAAUGUUUUAUUUAUUGUUUACAUUAGUGUCAAUUUUCGGGUCCAUUGAAGGUUUAAGUCUCAUGGAUUUUAUUAUGGAAGUGCCACAAGAAAAUGUGCUUUUCCGUGCAACAUUAACUAACGCGUUAACCCUUGAACAAUGGCAAAUAACUGAGCAACUUGCAGCCAAAUCAAAAGUUCAUGGUAAAAUCUCAUUAACAUCUGCAAAUUCCCCCAAAAUUGACAUUUUUUACGAUAAAGAUCACGAGGGCCAUCGGAUUAUUAUCGCUGAAAAUCGUUGCACAAUAUCUACUUUGGGUAUCACCAGAUGGAGUGGUGUGUUACCAGGAGUCUAUGACGACUUGGUAGACAUGAUUUUAACGCUUGGUCCAUCUUUAAUUUAUCGUUUUGAUACAUUUGCAUUUAAAUGGGAAGAAGAGUCGAGGGAGGAAAUUAGAGGGAUAGAAGUACAAAGCUUUUCAGCCACAAUUGGACCCAAUUUGAGAAUAAUUUUCUUCUUCAAAACCGGGAUUGACUUAGAAUCUGGUUUACUUCAGCCAGUUCGUGUUGUUUUUGAAGAUUCAAAAACUGGUUCGAAAGUAACCUCAAAAGUUAUCCUUGACAUUUAUUCAUUGACUUAUACCGACACUAAACUUGAUGAAUUGGUUGAGAUAACUCCUGGUAUUGGUUGCCAACUUUAUUUUCAAUCGAAUCGGCCAGUUCCUAAUUUAAAAUCGUCUGGACAUCAAAUUUAUGUAUCCAUAACUGAAACAACUUACGACUCAAACUCAAGUUUUCAAGGAUCGCCAAAGGAGAAUAAAAUUGAAGUUUAUGUUGAUACGGAGUUGGAUGUUUUACGUGUUAAUAACCAUGUUUAUGGUUCACCUCCAACUGAGACUUUAUACGAUUAUGAUCUCGGUAUUGGUUACUAUUUUGAUAGUAAACUUGGCUCCUGUCAAUCAACCCACCUUGACGUUAAUACACCAGGAAUAACUAGUACAGGAUCAUUUACUUUGAAUGAAAUUUUCUGGUUCCAAUUAGUUGGUCGAUAUCUUGGAAAUGUCUACAUGCCCAAUGAAUGGCCAUUCACUGUUGACUGUUGGGAAUCAACUCAGUAUAACCGAAUGGUUUCUCAAACAAACAUGGACAAAGUUGUCACAACUCAUUAUUUUGCGACUCCGGCUGACUCGCUUGGGAUGAGGAGCCAUGUAGAUCAUUCAAUACCGAUUGCUGCUGUAAAAAAUUACUACAAAAAAGAUGAGACGAAUAAAUUUGUUCUACUGAUGUCAAAAAGAAGAGAUUUCCAUGACUUCAGAGUGAAUAUACCAGAGGAACAAUAUCAAGGCCUGUUUCAAAUCAAAGAUUGUAUCAAAGAUUGCAAAGAUCGUAAAACUUUAGCCCUACGUAUUAAGCCUAAUGAAGGUGUAGAUGGCCUGAAAUAUGCUGAAAGAAAUGUUAACCAAUUAAGAGAAUCAAUCAAAAAGCUUUUAACCAGUGAAAUGAAUUUAUCGCCGUUGCGAAUAGUAGAUAUUGAUAUUUUGUUUGGUGAGGAUAAUAUUGUAACGGCCAUGGUUGACAUCAGUGAUAAACCAAAGCUUGAAGAUUCAUUUGAGAAAACCAACGCUAAUCUUGAUAUAGAUUUCUUGGUUCGGGAAAACUAUCCUUUCAAGAGUGCAAAUGCGGCAGAAUGUUUGGAAAUAGUAUCAUCUAAUACUGAGAUCAAGGCUGUUGUUUACUGUGAUAAAUUACAGGCAUGCAUUGGAAUCAAAGAUAUUUCCAUUUUGAAUAAUGAAGUUCACAAGUCAUCAACGGAUUCAUGUACCAUCUUUCAUAUUCCCUUUAGCAAUUUACUUCAUUUAAAAAGACAGAUUUCACCGAAACAAGUUUAUGAAACAUUAUUGGACAAAUAUACUUAUUUAAAUAUCGAAUUGGCAGAUCAAAAUGGAACCGUUUCAACGCGAUUUUCCUACAGUUUUCAAGAGAUCAAGGAUGUAACAAUGGACACAAUAGAAACAGCCAAUAGACAAUCAUUUUCAAUUGUUAAGGAAGGUGCAAUGUUAAAUAGACAAAAUCCUAACAGUUUGGUUAUUCCAGUUAAAGCUAACAGUUUUAGUGAAUGUUAUCGAGCCUGUGAAACUUCAGAUCAACUUGAUUGUGCUCUAUUCUCAUACUGUUACUCAAGCAGCUCUGCUGAGUGCUUAGUGGCAGCUGAUUUGAAUAUAACCUCCGAUGAAGCUUUAGUAAUUACUGCUGAUAAAUAUUGUACAGUUAAUCGACGAAAUUUGCUUUUUAAUUACAAGAAAAUAUCUUCAAGGAAAUUUGCAAAUUUAAAUGUUCUUGGACAGUUCAAGUCAAAUGUUGAAGAUUGUGCCAGUCAAUGCUUUUCAUCUGCUGAUUGCCAUUCAUUUCAAUAUUGUAACAAUCAGUUAUGUUACUCUGUCAGUAGUCGAAAUCAAAUUAAGUCAAACGUUUCUACAGACUGUGAUAUCUAUAUUCCUUCAAUUUCACACCAAUUUAAAUUGACUGGAUCUCAAUUGGUUGGAAAGGUUGCCCACACCGAGAUAGAUUUAACCUUAGAUCAGUGUGCAUCAUUUUGUGCUCACUGGGACUCAAUUGAUGAGGGCUCAUCCACACCAAUUAAGUGUAAAUCAAUCAAUUUUUGCUCGCACGGUGAAAAAAAUGUGUGUCAACUCACUGGAUACACCAUUCAAGAUGCAAAUGCUCAAUUAACUCAGACGAAUGGUUGUUUAAAUUAUGAAAGAAUAGAGUUGAACAAUAACGGUAAACAGUCAAAUGAUAAAGCCUCAUCAAAUGGAGCUUCAUCUAUUGGUUUGAUCUUCUUAUUUCUAGUCAUUGGAUUGUCGUUUGGAUUGGUUUCACCUUUUGUACUCAACAAGUUAAAACGCAAAUAUGGUUCAAAUUCAGUACCUUUACAAAGGUUUCUUUAAAUUUAAAUUAUUGAUUAAACAAUACCCUAGGCUUACACCUUUAAAA
Messenger RNA from Tetranychus urticae (two-spotted spider mite), 3260 nucleotides. RefSeq lists its product as uncharacterized. The record is from RefSeq and is a predicted model, not a curated record. Lineage: Eukaryota; Metazoa; Arthropoda; Arachnida; Trombidiformes; Tetranychidae.